Nylanderia fulva is the source of this 305-nucleotide messenger RNA. NCBI's taxonomy places the organism in Eukaryota, Metazoa, Arthropoda, Insecta, Hymenoptera, Formicidae. The record is from RefSeq and is a predicted model, not a curated record.
CACCGACAGAUGUGAUAUCUGAACUAAACACACUCUUGAAGAAAAUAUUUUGGACUAGUUGGAAUUGGCUGAACAACACAGAAUUCAAUCCCGAUGUUAUUCUCAACACGCCGGAAAUAAUAAGAAGGGCAGGUUAUCCCGUGGAGGUUCACAUUAUAAUGACAGAGGACGGCUAUCUCUUGACGUUACAUCGUAUUCCAGGUGGUAAUGACUCUCUACCUGUGCUAUUGCAACACGGUCUUUUUUGCACAUCUGUUGUCUGGACUAUUCUUGGCAAAGAAAGAGCACUUGGUACGAUCAUGUAA